CGGACAAGGUUAUUUUCUCGUAGCAGAAAAGCUCUUGUCGUGUGUGUGGAUGUGCAUGGAUUUACUUCCGCCUGAGUCCCAGCGGAAUUCAUCGCAUCUGGAUCCAAAACAACUGCAGACGGAGGAUGCGACUGAGGCUGGAUGCUAGGAUCCAUGUGGGCCUGUGACGUGUGCGCUCCCCUCUGUGGCUACCUUCUUCCCCCAUAAGGAUGGCUCCGGCGGCACUGACCCAGAUUGUGGAGUCCUGGCUCUUGGCUGUCCACUGCUCCUCCGGUGGUCUGUGAUUGUGAUGCGCACGAGGAAUGCUCUACACCUCGGCAGACACCGCUCAGCCCGCUGCCUCUGCUGACAUCUGUCUCCGUGGAUACACACAGCCGCUGGUAGGCUACACCACCACGACUGAUCCAUAAUAAUAAUCCCCAACUGAAGAACAAACAACAUCUGGGCGUGGAGAGAAGGGAGAGGGCGAAGUCUCAGCAGGGUGGGCGGCAGAUGGUGACACUGCAGCAGCACUUCUCCAGCAUGGAGGAGACGGUGCGAACGUUACUACAGAACAAGGACUCUCUGGAGGGGCCCAAGGUGGAUCCACUGGACCUCAUGAAAGCAUACAAGGACAAACUCCUGGAGGAAAUGUGGAAGCAGCAGGACAGUCUGGAGGGUCCCACAGCCACAGCGGCAUCAGCAGAGAUGCCUGGCUCGCCUGAGGCUGGCGGAGGGGCGGAGGAAAAUUCAAAGGACAGCAAUCCCCUGCUCGAGCGACUCAGAGCCCUGGAGGCGGAGAACUCUGCUCUGUCAAUGGAAAAUGACAAUCAGAGGAAGCAGUAUGAACGCUGUCUGGAUGAGGUGGCUAACCAGGUGGUCCAGGCCCUCCUCACACAGAAGGACUUGAAAGAGGAAUGUGUGAAGCUGCGGACCCGUGUGUUUGACUUGGAGCAGCAAAACCGCAUACUGAGUGUGCUGUUUCAACAACGUGUCAAAAUGUCCACGAUUCCUGUCUCCCAGGAGAUCCAAAGGAACGGAAAAGCCAGCAUUCCUGCAGGAAGAUGGCCCAGCCUGCUUAGUCUAACGUGCCCACGCAGUAGUGGCAGCGGCAGCAGCAGUGAACUGUCACUAUCCAGUGCUUGUAGUGAGUACUCCAGUGGCUCCCACACUUGGGCAGAGGGUCGUGGAUUCUCCAAGCAGUGUGCUGCAAGCCGGGACAAAAGGAUGAGCACAGGUUCAGUAUCAAGUAAUCACUCCGCACAGAUCGAGCCGACAGAACUGGGAUGGAAGGAAGGCCACAUUCUGAAAGGUCUGAAGCGCCUCCAAAUGUGCAGCUCCAAGGAGGCAUCCUCACUUGCAUCUGUGCCACACUGCAAAGAUUGUAUGACCUCCAACGAGGGCAUAUACUCACUUGGUGUCAAGGGUAUCCAACAAGGGAGUACAGCCAAGCAAGUAGCUCCUACAAGUAAACCUUUUAAGGCUGGAGCAGGGAUUGCUGCCCCAGACUCUGAUGAUGCAGAUGACGAGUCAACUAAACUGCAAAAUAGGAAAUCCAGUGACCAACCAACAAAAGAGCUUGUUUGCUUGGAAAAACUGGAUGUUACAAGAGAUGAUGACAACAAUUUUAAAGAAGACCCUGUCAAAAUUGCAGGGGAUUCUGGUCUUUUUCCCUCACCUGUUACAGACAACUUCUUAUUUUUAGAGGGCCCAACCGUGAAACCUGGGGUAAGCCCAACAGAUAGCCUUACACAACUGGACGAACAAAACAAAGAUUCUUUAGAAAAAAGAAAGCCUUCAGGCUUAAAGUUAAGUGACAGAAACAAUAACCAGGAAAGGUCUACUGACCGUAAAUCCAGACUUGAUCAUGUCAAAAGACAACAGAGCAGACUUAAGCAAGUCGAAGCAGGGACAAGUGAUGUGAGCUCCUCUACUCAGCAUUCUACAAGAGUUCUGAGCUGUGUGAGUGUAGCCAGACAGCGCAGCUCCUCAAUGGAGGUUCCCCACUGCAGAGACCAAGCGAGUCAAGCUAGCAGUGAAAGCCACGACUACAGCAUCUCAGAAUCUCCACAGAGAAAACCCAAACCUCAGCUUUGCGACUCAGCAAGAAAGGCUUUCAUUCUGCGGAGCAAGAGUGCAGAUGGAGGGAAGGAACAAGCGAAGCAUACACACUCUCCUCUCCACCAAAAGCUCAUUAAGGGUCACAGGUCCAAAGGACAAUCAAACCCUCCAGGACAUAGUGUUACCAACAAAAGGCCAAAUCUCAGUAAAACACAAUGUUCAAACAAGGGAUCAUUAUCUAAUGUUGAGAAAGAUGAGGACAUUGUGGUAUCGACAAGUUCCAAGUCUCUCAAGAGUGUGCGCUCUCCCCUUGCUUCCCCUGUAAAACAUUCAAAGACAUUUAAGCCUCCAGGGAUCAAUGAAUGCUCUAAGAGCCCAACAAAAUCACCAUUGCAGAUCCCUCGACUUCAAUCAAGCAAUGAGUCUUUGGAAGAGAGCAUCUAUGACAACUUACCCUGCUCUCCGCGAAAACAACGACGCCAAGACCAGCACUGUGAUGGUUCCCAUUCAGAACAUAGAUCUCCGUCCCCACCACCACCACCAGGUCGAACUACUUCUCUUGUCCUUAGGCCCAGUUGUGACAGCUUACCCAAAGCACACAAAUCUGCAGGUCUGGCUCAAAGCUCUACUACUGGGAAGACAACAUCGACCCCCACCAAGCCACAAUCAAAUCUUUCCUCUUUUUUACAGUCUCAACAAUCCAACCCAACAAAGGACAAUUCUAAUACAGCCUCUCAAGUGGAUGCUGAUGGUAAGCCACUGAAAGAUAUCCCUGCCAAGCUCUACAAUACCCACUCAUCCAAGAUGCCACCUGUCCCACGUCAAGAGUCAAAGCCUUCAGACUCAGUCCAGCUAUCUAUGGACAGGACUGCCAUAUGUCAUGAUGAAAAUGGCAUUCCCUCUAUUUUCCCAUGUCAGAGCAUCUUACAAAGAUCCCAGCAGAGCAUUAGUGAGCCAAAACUUUCAGAAGUCUUGCCUCAGGCAUAUUCUAAUGUUUACUACCAUGGGAUUGCCAAUAAUCCCCAGAGUUCCACCUCAAGAGCUGUAAAAAUGGCUCUUCCCAUGAAUGCUAAGUCUCAUGAGGCAAUUGCUGGACAGGAAACCAGUACCUUCCUAGUUUUCGGAAGAAAUAAAGAAGAUGAUCCAAACUCUACUGCAAAAAGUAUCCAGACCUUCCAGACUUUUACAUGCGACCCCCAGAUGGUACAUGAAUGUGGAGCUCAAGACAGAGCCCGCAAAAAGAUUGAGACCCGCUGCAACUCACUGGAUUCUGAGCCCUCAGUACAACCUGUAGCAUCAGACAGCGGUGUGAUGUUAGACUGGGGAUUUGAUGAGGAAGGUUGGUUGUUUAAACGGUCUGUGUCUGUGUCAACCAGACCUCCCAUUAAACCAGUGAUGGGCAUGAACGGGGCAAAGGCUCGUAGCCAGAGCUUUGGUGCACGCUAUAUGGACAGGCCAAGCUUCAACAGAUCUGGAAAGGUCCGUACCCAGAUCAAAACACACUCAGGGAGCUCCUUGAACUCUCUCAGUGAUGUCCUUCCAGGAAGUAUGAGUUGCUCCAGUAGCUACCAUUGUCCAAUGAAUCGAUCUCUUUUAAACAACUUCUUGAUUGAAGAGGGCCUGACAGUUCCUGCACAUCUGGGGUCCUCCAGUGAAAGACUUCAAAGUCUUAAACACCAACGAGAACAGGCGAGGCGCCUUCAGAUUGAGCAACAGUUUUCAAGCGCCUUUGGUGAACCAGUUUCUGAAGAACCAGAAAGACAAAGUACUAUAACCACAAUCGAAGAGAAAGUGAUGCUUGGCAUAGAGGAAAACUUGCACAAGUCUCAGGAACAGGAGAGAACUAGUGAAGUGAAGCAAAAAUCUGGCUCAACCUUGGCAAAUUGGUUCGGUUUUCGUAAAAGCAAGCUUCCAGCUCCAAGCACUAAAAAGACUGAUCCAGCAAAAAUAAAAGAGGAGAAAAGAGAGCAAAAGAUUACAUCACUUCUGGGAGGAAAGCAGACAAAGUCUGACAAAAAGAGAGACAGAAGAAAAAGUGAUGGGAAAGACUGCUCUGUUGGGAGAAGGGAGUCUCACGAUGCAGUGCGCGCAUGCAUCUCAAUGCCCUGCCCAGGAAUGUCCCUGAAUGAGAUACAAGGACAUACUGACAUCAUCGGGGACCCAAAGAUGCAGAUGAUGAACCUGAGAGCCGAUGGUGAAAAUGGAUCUACAGUGAAGAACGCCAACCAGGAGGCUGUAAUAGGCUCCGGCUGCAAGAUGCGAACAUUGGACAGUGGAAUUGGGACCAUCCCCCUUCCUGAAUCCUGUUCCUUCUUCUCCUCCAUUCUGCACCUCCUCCCCAAAUCCUCAUCAACCCCAGAACAAUCCUUCAGUCCUCUCAGUGUCCCCGGUUCGUCCAGCGAGGACGUGUCUCCUUCCCCAUUACCCCGGUGGAGAAUCCCCUCCAGCUUUAAGGACAGCAGCCAUGCAGGGGUGCCAAACUCCCUCUCCGACUCCUCCAUGACCCAUAUCCAGUCAGUGCCUUUCCCCACUGUGGCCUUCCUCCAGCCCAUCCAACCCCAGUCUGAACCCAUUGUGACCUCUGCCAGUUUGUGUGAUACCCAGAGCAGGCUACCCAGACCACCACCAGGUGGAAUGGAACCAAAGAAGUUGACCUAUAUCAAGUCGAAAACAAGAGCCACUCCUAGCCAACAGAAAGAGCAGACAAGACUUCAGCUUGCCAACUAGUUUACCAAACUAACUGAGUCAACCUGAAGCAAAGAAUCAAGCAAUCAGUUGAAUUUAUCACUCUACCACACAUGGAGGAUCCCAAAAUCCCACAGUCUGGACACAGUGUCUCUGUAUCAGGAUGAAACGCUUAGAGCUGGACAACAAGUGAGCUUGGCAUUGCUGGCUUCCACCUGUGCUCAGUGGAGUGUUGAGAUACUGAGUAGCCUUUGAGGUGCAGUAAUGAACCUUCUGGCAGCCAUGUUGGUGGUCUGCAGCUCACUGGCAUCAGCUGUGAGCAGCUGAUUGAAUUUCUAAAUGUACAUCUCUGCUGUCUCAUAGGACUGGAGGUAAACAGACAUACUUUUUUCUGUUGUUUUUUUAACCCAUUCUUACUCCAUAAUUGUCAAAUACCAAUGCUUGGUCAGUGAUCCUCGGCAUCUGAUACUGACUCACAAAGGCACCUGAAGGGCUCUGAGCAUAUGAGAUCGCACCAAGACGCAUCAUUAUUUGAUGCUCUAAAGAAGUAAUGUAAUAAAGGGUGAGAGGACUUUCACCCAGAAGACUGUUGUUUGUGUCCCAUGUGGAACCAAAAGUCAAUGCAGACUCACUAAAAAGUCAUGAUACAUCAACUUCAUAACUUAUUUUAAAACUAAGCCAUGAUCUUUUUUCUAAACCUAACCAAGCAUUUUGUUGCCUAAACCUAAAAAGGAAGUAAAUCUUCAUUAGUUGAGGUUUAUUUUGAAAAGAAACUGUAUGCAUGUACCAAGCAAAAACUGACACGAGUCCCCUGAACAUCCAAAACUGACGCUACAGGGAUACACAGAGCAUCAUUUUGACACCUAGUAUCAAUGACCAAGCCUCUGCAUUUGAGAAGGUUGGAGUGAGAAUGUGUUUGGGGUUUUUUUUUUCCUCAAUUUUACAAAAACUGAGUCACAGAUGUUUGUUUGUAUAAUAUUAGGUUAGCUAUUGUAAUACUUUCAUGGCUACCUGUGAUCAUCACCGUCUUAGCUGACACAAGCUAACACAUUUAGACCUGGUUAAAGCUAAUGUUGGUGGCCAGCAGCUGCAUUUUUACAUUGCAAUGACAUGACCACAAUUGUCCACCACAACAAAGGGCAAAAGGACAAAAAUAGGAAGACCAUUUCUGGCAAUGCAAUAACCUCAAUGCUUCAAAACAAAAAUCACUAAUCAGAAAAUUAACUAUAUAUCUGUAAGUUAUUAAACCUCUACCGCAGCUCACAACCACCAUCAUUAAAUACAUAUUUCUCACAUUACAACUCAAAAACCAUGUAAUGAGUUGUCUACAGUCUACCACUGUGCCGCAGAAACGAAUGAGCGUAAUCACAAAUAAACUUAUCACAGUAAAGCAAACAUAUGGAUAGGAUUGCCAGUACUAUGUGGACACUAUCAAGGAUUUGUCUACUCUUCUAUAACCUACACAUGGAAAGACGUUAGAGCAAAGUAUUUUAUCUGCUUUUGUAACCUGGUGUAACCUAUUAAGUUCACUUACUAUGGCUCAAAACAAAUACAAUAACUGACUGACGCUGUGUUUUAAAUAGCUUACUGACAUACUAUUCAUACGGAGGUUGACACAUUUUGAGUAUGUACUGUGUCUGGCUUGCACAAUAUUGGGAUUUGGUGAAUGCAAGACAUGCCUGGAUGCAUGCUAGAUUAGCAAGAAUUAGCUAGAUUAGCAUUCUCAGCCGCCCCAAAAUUCAUGAUGGUUCUUAAGAAUGUCCAAUUUUUUCAACUGCAAGGUAGGUGCUUUAAAUCAUUGCCUAUGGUAAUAAUUAGUGAUGGUAAGGUACAGUAAUGAGGAAAAGUAAGGGAGCGCAAAUAAUACAUUGUAGAAAAGGCUAUCAUUUUAAUUUGCCUUAAACUUAUACUGGAAACAUAUUAAAUUGAAUAGAAAAGUAAUGUUGAUUUACAUUUGAGAUAAACUUAAUGAUAAAUUAGAUUUUCAUUCAAACAGUAGCUCGGACUGGUAACAUUCAGUUCAGUUCAUUUUAAUUUUAGCCCAAUAUCACAAAUCACUGUUUGCAACAGAGGGCUUUACAACAAACAACAUCCACCUGUCUUGGACCCUCACAGUGGUUACAGAGAACCCCCCCCCCCAAAAAAAAACUGUUUAAUGGGGAAAAAAUGGUCCACCAUCCAGACGCAACCCUGGGUCAUGGGAACCUGCAACAUGUAUCAAUGAGACAUGAAUGUUUGCAAAUGGACAGAGAGAGAUUGGGAGAUAACAGCACAGAGUAUCACAAGAGGUUAACUAUUAGCUUUAUCAAAGAGGAUCACAUUGUGAGCUAUACAGUCACGAUGCCAAGAUGACAAAUUGCCUCAGUGUGAACAGUUUGCUGGUGAUGGCAUACUUAAUCAUUAAUUUAGUAGGCAGUAUGCAGUACAUACUGAUUGAGUAUAUAGUAUGUUUGUAUGCAAUUUUAAACACAGCCACAACAUACUGUCGCCUUUUAAAGAUGUUAUAGCAAAUGUAGCACACUUCACCUACUUUCAUAUCCAGCAGAUACAAAGUAACAUCAUUUUAAUUUUUUCUGACUACUUUAAUAUUCAUUGUGCAAUAUACUUGUUUAAUCUCUUUUUAAGUCUCCACCAACUCUAAAGAGUUUUGGCUCCUUAGAUUGCUCGCUGUUUGACUACAUGAACUAACUACUUCGUAAAGGUGUCAUUUGGUUAACAUCAGUUAGCACUGAGUGGGUUUAGCUGACUGCACAACCUGUACAACCAAAACAAUGAGCCAGGAGAUGGUGGUUUCUUCCAUUUUCAAAACAUACUGAUGCAGGUUUAAACAUUUAAAUAAUUUUGCACAAGCACAAGUUUACCACCAGACCUCCAUAAUGACACCAGCUGUGGUCACUAGUGUAUGUCAAGAUGUAAUUCUGCUUCAGAUCUAAUAAAUAUUGAAGCUGCGAUACAUAUGUCAGUCAUUUAUUUUUCAGAUGGAACACUAUGAACUUAUGACUUCCAUCCUGAAAACAUUUUAUGUACAGCACUAACUACUGAUUGCCAUUCAUGAGCUCUAUACCUGACUGAGUAAUGUGAUUCUUUAAAGUGUGCACUAUCCUGUUGGAAACUUUUUUUUUAUUGUCACUAUGUUAAAAUCAACUUGCAUGCAACCACCCUCUGGCUUAUUAUAACCACAGAAAUGCAUAAGUCUGAUAUCCAUCAUAUGAAGAGUUUCAUCACAAGAUGAGAAAAUGUAUGUGACACAUGAUCUGCACUGCACCGUAUCUAUGACAUAAUCUGUCAGCACUUACAGGGGGAUAACUUUUGUGUUUUUCAGCCCAUAACCUAUCUUUCCAUGCUUUUGUGUCUAAGUGACUGAUGACAGCAAUAUCUGAUAUUGGUUUACUAUUGAGAGCCAGACAAUGCCUGUGAUGUAACCAGAUGAUGCAAUUGUGCACCGUCACUAAUGGCUAAUUUUUGCAUACAGGCUCAGAUUGUCAUUAUAAGUGUCUGAAGUGUAUCUUUACCUUUUACUUCAGUCAGUCCAUUUUUUGUGUCCAACUGUCACUCAGGGAGUAGUCUUGUUCUGAAAUCUCAUGAGACAUAUACUACAGAGUAUAUGUAAGUGUGAAAUACAGCUACACACCUCUUGAAUAUAACCUUCUCCCAGCCAUGAAACUCCUUGUUAACUCAUCAUAAAACACACUUCAUUCAAACUUGACAGAAACAAAAUAAAACUCACCCAGUCUUGAUUACUAUUGUUAGUGCUAGUUCGUAAAUCCACUGUUCCAAAAAUAACCAGAUCUGGUUUGGUUGGAAUAAAUCCUUAAUUCACCAAGUUAGAUGUAAAAAAAAAAUCAAAAACAUGCUGGUAUUCCCCACAGUCUAUUGCUGCCUACGGGCCACCAGCUGUUUACAGACCUGUAACUUCUCCCUCCACCACUAGGUGUCACAGUGUCUUUCAGCUCAGCUGCUUG
Molecule: messenger RNA, 8687 nt
Organism: Plectropomus leopardus (leopard coralgrouper)
Lineage: Eukaryota; Metazoa; Chordata; Actinopteri; Perciformes; Serranidae
Product: nck-associated protein 5-like
Biological process (GO): microtubule bundle formation; microtubule depolymerization
Cellular component (GO): microtubule plus-end
Source: RefSeq, a predicted model, not a curated record